CCCCUCAUUGUCAGUCUUGGGAGCCGGAGGAGGCGCCGGCCGCCGGGAGCCGAGCGCCGGAGCCCUUGGCGGGCGGGAGCGCGGGCCGUAGCCGCCGAGGUCAAGAGGCAACUGCCAUUAAAAGAUAGUGAGUGACUGUUGCCAAGACAACAAGCAUCAGGGGAGCAGCCAGAAGCAUUGACAGAAAGCUUAAAUUACCUAAAUGACUGAUAAUGGUCUCGAGCUGCCAAAGAAGGUUGUGGAUGCCAAGAGAAAGGUAACCGUUUCUCAUCCCCUCGAGUGGAAUUGGGUGCCUCUAGGAGCCCACAUUGGCUGGCAGUAGACAUGGCUGAAUUUACAAGCUACAAGGAUACUGCUUCCAGCCGCCACCUGCGGUUUAAGUUACAGAGUCUAAGCCGCCGUCUUGAUGAGUUGGAGGAAGCCACAAAAAACCUCCAGAAAGCAGAGGAUGAGCUCCUGGAUCUCCAGGACAAGGUGAUUCAGGCAGAAGGCAGCAACUCCAGCAUGUUGGCUGAGAUUGAAGUGCUGCGUCAGCGAGUGCUGAGAAUCGAAGGCAAGGAUGAGGAAAUCAAGAGAGCAGAGGAUCUCUGUCAGCAGAUGAAGGAGAAACUUGAAGAGGAGGAAAACCUCACCCGGGAGCUGAAAUCUGAGGUUGAGCAGCUUCAGAAACGAAUGGCUGAACUGGAGAAGCUAGAGGAGGCCUUUAGCAGGAGUAAGAGUGACUGCACCCAACUGUGUUUGAGCCUGAAUGAGGAGAGAAACCUGACGAAGAAAAUCUCCUCUGAGCUGGAAAUGCUCAGGGUCAAAGUGAAAGAACUAGAAUCUUCUGAGGACCGGCUGGACAAAACUGAGCAGAGUUUAGUGUCAGAGUUAGAAAAGCUGAAAUCACUAACUCUGACCUUUGUAAGUGAGAGAAAAUACUUGAAUGAAAAGGAGAAGGAAAACGAGAAACUGAUAAAAGAGCUCACUCAGAAAUUGGAGCAGAACAAAAAAAUGAACCGAGAUUAUACAAGGAAUGCUUCUAACCUUCUGGAAAGGAAUGACCUACGAAUUGAGGAUGGUAUCUCUUCCACACUGCCAUCCAAAGAAUCAAGAAGGAAGGGAACUCUGGACUAUCUAAAGCAGGUAGAGAAUGAAACAAGAAACAAAUCAGAAAAUGAAAAGAACCGAAAUCAGGAAGACAACAAAGUAAAAGACCUUAACCAAGAGAUUGAGAAACUUAAGACACAAAUCAAACAUUUUGAAUCUUUGGAGGAAGAGCUUAAGAAAAUGAGGGCCAAAAAUAAUGACCUUCAGGAUAAUUACCUAAGUGAACAAAAUAAAAACAAACUCUUAGUCAGCCAGCUGGAGGAGAUAAAGCUACAAAUCAAGAAACAGAAAGAAUUAGAGAACGGGGAGGUAGAAGGGGAAGAUGCUUUCCUGUCCAGCAAAGGCAGGCACGAGAGGACUAAGUUUAGAGGGCAAGGGAAUGAGGCACCUGUGUCCAAGCAGACACCCCGGGAACUGUCCCCUCAGCAUAAGCGGGAAAGGCACCGAAACAGGGAAUUUGUUCUCAACAAUGAAAACUGUCCUCUGAGCAACAGGCAGGUUUCCUCUCCCAGCUUUACCAACAGGAGGGCAGCCAAAGCUUCCAACACAGGGGCAGGUGCAGACAGUGGGACUCAGGAGACAAAGAGAACUGAAGAUCGAUUCGCAUCUGGCUCCGCUCAGAGUGAAGGGAAGAAGUCCAGGGAACAGCCGUCAGUGCUGAGCCGCUACCCGCCAGCUGCUCAGGAGCACAGUAAAGUUUGGAAGGGCACUCCCAAGCCAGGUGCUGAGAGUGGGCUGAAGGGGAAAGUAGAGAAGACGACACGAACAUUUAGUGAUACCACCCAUGGAUCUGUUCCCAAUGACAUAUCAGGGAGAGGUGACAAGGCUUCUGACACCUCCACCGAGGCCCUCUUUGGCAAGAGGGGGCAGGUGCCUGGCAAUGGAAGUCAAAUAACUCAGGCUGCAGACUCUGGCAGUUCUAAGGCCAUGGGAGCUCUGGUAACACCUAGAAGAUCUUCCUCAGAAGGGCUCUCUAAGGGGAAAAAGGCUGCCAACGGCCCAGAGGCUGAUACCAGUUUCCCAAAUUCCAAGGCUUCACCUUUAUCAAAGUAUCCUUAUAGCUCCAGAAGCCAAGAGAACAUCCUUCAGGGCUUUUCAACCCCAAAUAAAGAAGGAGUUGAUCAACCCAUAGCAGUUGUGAUGGAAGACAGUAGUCAGCAUGAGGCCCUGAGGUGUCGAGUCAUCAAAUCCAGUGGCAGAGAGAAGCCAGACUCAGAUGACGAUAUGGACAUGGUGUCUCUUGUUACUGCCAAAUUGGUAAACACAACCAUUACUCCAGAGCCCAAGCAACAGCCCAACUCUAGAGAAAAGGCCAAAUCCCGAGGGGGACUUAGAACCUCCCUCUUUGAGAAUGAUAAAGAUGUGGGAACAGAAAAUGAAUCUGGGAAAACUGUCAGAGCCUCCACCAAUGCCGUGGAGCUCCCAGAGGCCAAUGGUGCCGGGGUAAAAAGCCAGCGGCCCUUCAGCCCCAGAGAGGCCUUGCGAUCUAGAGCCAUCAUCAAACCUGUCAUCAUUGAUAAGGAUGUGAAAAAAGUCAUGGGAGGAUCCGGAACCGAGGCCACAUUGGCAAAACAGAAGUCUGCUUCCAAACCAGGGCCAAACAAAGUGACAAGCAGUAUAACUAUCUACCCCUCUGACAGCAGCAGCCCGAGAGCCGCUCUAGGCGAGGCCCUGCGGGAGAGGCACACGUCCACCAGCAACAUCCAGGUUGGGCCACCAGAGCUCACGUCGGUUAGUAACCAUGUCAGCUCCCCCUUUGAGCUCUCCAUUCACAAACAUGACAUCACCCUGCAGUUCACAGAAGCUGAAAGAAUGGGAGAUGGGGCCCCGAAGAACAGGCCAGAAACGGUAGUCUCUCGGAGCAGCAUUAUAAUCAAGCCAUCAGAUCCUGUGGAGAGGAACAGCCAUGCACCCACAGCGGAGACAAUCAGAUGGAAAAGCCAUAGUGGCCCUUUAGAAGUGGGCUCUUCAGAUGCCAGACACGUUACUGUGAGAAACGCCUGGAAGAGUAGGCGAGACUUGAACUCUUUAGAAGACCCCCCAACUCGAAUAGGUAAAAAUGUGGAAUCUACCAACACCUACAUCCAGAGAUCUUCCACAGACUAUUCAGACCUUGAAGGGCCCAGCUCAUACCUUUUGGAGCAGGGCACCCGAAGGGUAGGCAACUCAGGGGAUGCCCCCGAGCUCUCCUCCAGAAGGACCCAAAGCAGCCUCACCGUGUCAGAGGUGCUCACUCGUCGGAAUCGGGUAGGAGAUGCCGUCACGGCUGAAGCCUGGAACCACUUGGCAGGCAUGGAGGAAGGUGACGACUGCACACUCAGUGUCUACAGGCGACUGCACAACUCCCUCGAAAGGUCUGAACUGUCUGCAAAGCCGGGGUUGCCCGAGCCUGGGCGACCCCGGGCUGAGGAACGGUUACGGCCAAACAGGCCCUGUGCUGAGGAAAACUGA
Molecule: messenger RNA, 3540 nt
Organism: Lipotes vexillifer (Yangtze River dolphin)
Lineage: Eukaryota; Metazoa; Chordata; Mammalia; Artiodactyla; Lipotidae
Gene: LUZP1
Product: leucine zipper protein 1
Exons: 4
Coding region: 325-3540 (1071 amino acids)
Biological process (GO): neural fold bending
Source: RefSeq, a predicted model, not a curated record